UUGCGCGUGGAGGUGGUUGAAGGGCCCCGAGGACAGCCAGUGCACGGACAUCCACUACCGCUCGCUCACCGGCGAGGGCAACUUCCACUGGCGCUUCGUCUUUCCCUUCGAGUUCCUGGAGGCGGAGGAGAAGAUCGUGCUGAGCCGGAGGGAGUCGCUCUUCGCCCUGGAUCACACGCAGGUGAAGGUCCCGCCCCGGCUCGUCCUCCAGGUCUGGGACGCCGACCACUUCUCGGCCGACGACUUCCUCGACUAUGAGAAACAGAAUGCCCUGACCUUGAAUGAUACCGGGGG
Messenger RNA from Darwinula stevensoni, 294 nucleotides. The record is from the annotation of a GenBank genome assembly. Lineage: Eukaryota; Metazoa; Arthropoda; Ostracoda; Podocopida; Darwinulidae.